GAAAAUCGAUUUGUUUUUCUUUCGCACUUCUGUUUGUCAGUCAUCGAACCGAACAGAAAAGGCACCAAAAACUUACAAAGACUGUCGCAUAAGCAGCAAAUAUUUUGUGCUCUUGGCAAUAAAUCAACAAAAUCAUGCAUGAAGUAUUCUAGUAAAACAUCUGGAUCUGUCCUCUGUUUUAAGAGGGCCCAAGGAAAAUACUAGCAUACAGAGCAAUGCCCACCAAAUAAUUGGAACUAAAGUUUGCUACUAACUUUUAGAUGCGUAACUUUUUUUACGAAUUACAAAACCACUGGCAAAUAACGGGUACUAUGGAGGAUGUCAGGACUCGCGUCGGGGAAGCCGUAAAUGUUAUGCAGUGAUAAGCGACGGUAAAUGGAACUAUAAUACAAUCAUAAGGUUAAGGGAUAUAAAUACUAAUACUGCUUAGUCUGACUGUUGAUGUAUUAUUGGUAACAUUACACUAAACCGUCAAAUUCGCAGUCCAACAUCAGCAUGGCCACCGAGAAUGGACUACGUGUCGUCAGGCAGUACUCCGACGAGGGUCGAAACAUGGCUAUGAGGGCACUGAGCGAUGCCAACGCCGAAGCCAGUAGCGCUGCCAGAAAUGCAUGGUCGCAUGUAUUAGAGUUGAUCCAAAGACUGAAAGACACCGCCAGAGAUGUAGCAGAUCCUACGAUAAUCUACGAACAAUUACGAAUACUGUUUCGGGAUGAAAUAUCUCGCAACAAUGCGUUUUUUAUUCUUGUCGGACUUGGCUUUGGAACGACGGGCGGUGUCCUUUUAGGCGUUUGGUUAGCAAGACCCCAUUUAGCAACACCAAUCAUGAAAUCCAUCGCCUGUACCUCCUUCCGUGAUCCGGAUAACGUAACGUUGUGCAAUACAGCUGUUCCGCAAUUCGAGUCUUCCUCCGAUAUACUGGUGCGUGUCCGGGCUGCUGCUUUAAAUCGAAUUGAUCGUCGAAUAGCGUUCGGGUAUGGACGAACGCUUCGGCGGAUGAUAAAAACCUACGACGUGAACUACAAUCCAGAACUUCCCCUCGUACUAGGACGAUCAUGCGCCGGCGUAGUGGAAGCCGUUGGAAAAGGAUCGAAAAGCGGAAUAGAAAUAGGAGACGAAGUGUGGUUGGCUGCUCCUUGGUACGAGUCAGGAGCUGCGGCAGAGUUGGUAGUUGUGCCAGAAACGCGAAUAUCUCGAAAACCAUUCCUCAUUGGAUUCGAAGGUGCUGCGAGCUUACCCUACAGUGGUUGUAUUGCCUUGAGUUCAAUGGAUGCUCACGGUUUAACAGAACAUACUUGCAAGGAAAAGCGAAUUUUAGUACAGGACGCUUGCUCACCGGUGGGCUGUGUAAUAACGCAACUAGCGAAUAAGUGGGGUGCUCACGUUGCUGUUACGUGCCAUACACGAUCCGCUCCCGUUAUUCAUGAAUUGGGUGCCGGAGAUAUAAUCACCUUUGCCAAUGAACAUUUCCGUUCCAAUUUCAUCGACAUCAAUGUGGAAAAAUCUAAUCUGAUCAACGAGCUGACGGCUCGGGAAAAGUUCGACUAUAUCUUCCUGACCACUCGACUUGCGUACGAUUACAAAUUUCUAAACAAAUUCCUAGCGAAGGGUGGCACCAUCAUAGAUACGGUUGAACCGGAGCUUGCGUCAGAUGAAUUUGGCCCGCUGACUAGAAUGCUUCUCAGUGUACUUAUCAAAUUUCGGAAACUAGCGGCCGUUAUCUUCCGAACACACCCAGAUUGGGGAGGGCCUCAUGUGUGUCACAUGGUACUGGAACGGUUAGCAGGGUUCGUCAACGACGAAACAUUGAAAACGGUUGUUGAUAGGGUCUACACUCCAAACGAAGUCGAAAGAGCAAUGGAUCAUAUCUGCAGUGAAAAAAGUAUUGGCAGCACUAUCAUUACCUUCCGAUAGAAGGAAUUGUGUAUGUUCCGAAUUUUAACUAAGCGCUGAAAAAAACGAAGAAUGUAUCGUGUUUCUACAGCUGUAACUGUUUGUAAUUUUACAAAAGUUGAAAAAAUGUCCCAACUUUUUUUACCCCUUGAUGAUAAAAGGUAAUAACCA
Messenger RNA from Wyeomyia smithii (pitcher-plant mosquito), 2064 nucleotides. RefSeq names its product reticulon-4-interacting protein 1, mitochondrial-like. Bases 496 to 1914 code for a protein of 472 amino acids. Gene Ontology annotation, molecular function: oxidoreductase activity. Lineage: Eukaryota; Metazoa; Arthropoda; Insecta; Diptera; Culicidae. The transcript has 7 exons. Gene Ontology annotation, cellular component: mitochondrion. The record is from RefSeq and is a predicted model, not a curated record.